CAGCUACUGAGACUUUUAAAACACUUCCUUAUUAUUAUUUUGCAGAUUCAGCUUUGGAUCUCGUGAUUUCCGUGAUCGUCGGGAACGGUACAGGAUGAUCGUUCUCGGGACAGAGGAUCUCACACAGGCUGAGAGCGUUUUAAAGCAAUUUUUCCCCGAGUCCAUCAAGGUUUAUGGCUGUAUAUUCAACAUAAACAGAGGGAAACCUCACAAUCUGCAGGUUAUUGCAGACCAGUGGCCAGAUUUCACUGUCAUUAUUUGCAAACCGAAAGUUGAGGGCACAAAGGACCGGGAAGGAGAUUUCAACAUAUACAGCAUCUACUCAAAGAGCAAAGCCAGCCUGAGGAACUUUCUGGACACACCUGGUGUGAUCAAUACGGACUCGUUCACAUUACUGGCAGUGCUCGACAUCAGGCAUUCAGAAGCGGCUCAGGAGUUUGCGGAUCAACAUGGACUUCCAUGGAAAGUUCAAGUAGUGAUGAAUGUGUUUCUGUUGCAGGACAAGAACCAGCUGCAGUUUAAAGACAGUGAUUUGAGUUGGGCUGGUGUCAGGUGUCCUCCACUCAGCGCGGAUCUGGUGAACAGCACAUGGAAGUAUGGCGGAGACAGUAACAGCUACAACUCAGUGCUGAACUACAUCUCCCAUAAUCCUUCACUGUGUGUGAUGGAGGAGGGCGGCACUGAGCCCGUGUCUUGGCUCCUCGUGUACCAACACGCUGCUCUUGGCUUACUUUAUACGUUACCACAACACAGAGGUAAAGGCUACAGCAAGUUCCUGGUGUGUAUGAUGGCCAGAACACUCCUGGAGCGAGGACACCCUGUGUAUUGCUUCGUGGAAGAGGAGAACGACACUUCCUUCAAGCUGUUCACAUCACUGGGGUUCCAGCGUUCACCGCAUUACAGGGCUGUGUGGUUUGAGCUCAAUAAUCCACAGGUCAAGACAUAGACAUCUAAAUCACUUCAAAUUCCACCGUUUAAUACUGAGUUAACAUUGAGUUUCUAAUCGCUUCUUCAUUUUUUAUA
Rhinichthys klamathensis goyatoka is the source of this 1023-nucleotide messenger RNA. RefSeq names its product glycine N-acyltransferase-like protein 3. Gene Ontology annotation, molecular function: glycine N-acyltransferase activity. NCBI's taxonomy places the organism in Eukaryota, Metazoa, Chordata, Actinopteri, Cypriniformes, Leuciscidae. Gene Ontology annotation, cellular component: mitochondrion. The transcript has 5 exons. Bases 95 to 946 code for a protein of 283 amino acids. The record is from RefSeq and is a predicted model, not a curated record.